Molecule: messenger RNA, 6711 nt
Organism: Thunnus maccoyii (southern bluefin tuna)
Lineage: Eukaryota; Metazoa; Chordata; Actinopteri; Scombriformes; Scombridae
Product: zinc finger protein 850
Exons: 5
Coding region: 665-5596 (1643 amino acids)
Biological process (GO): regulation of DNA-templated transcription
Molecular function (GO): RNA polymerase II cis-regulatory region sequence-specific DNA binding; DNA-binding transcription factor activity, RNA polymerase II-specific
Source: RefSeq, a predicted model, not a curated record
UUAUUCCGAGCGGCUGGCAGGCCGAGCUGCACCAAGUCUGCAUGUUUGUCUAAAAAUCUGCAUCCAAACCGGCUCAAAAGACCGGAGUGAGCUCCUGGAGACAUAUUUGAAGCCAUGUGCGCCCCUCAGAAGCUGUAAACCGGCGUUCAAACAAUAAACUGGGUGUUUUUGUGGCUGCUGUUGUUUUAUCCUGCGCAUGAUGACGCGUGAACGCGUGCGGCGGUCCGGAUGCGCUCCGCACGGCGCGCCGCGGCAGCGGCAGCGGUAGCGCAGGAAGUGUGUUGUUGAAGCGGCGGCGCGGCGGGGAAACAGCCAAGAACCAAAAGUCGGUUGUAGACAGGAGGAGGAAACAAAUAACCAUGCCUAAUCCGUGAAACUUGCACAUUCUGCAUCUCCCCGCUGUGCAUCGUUGAGCGUGCGGGCGCAGAGGCCAGCUGAGGUGAUACCUCAUUGGCUGGUGUGACCCCCGCAGGCCCGCCACCUCCCAGGGUGGGCCUCGAUCAGCUGGACCUGCACUGAGGGCUCUCGGGGAGAAAAUUGCCGCCACUGGCGUCCUCAGCUGAAGAGCUAAGCCCCGCUGUUUCCUCCCCCACCUCCCUAUCAUCACUGUUCAUUGCUCUGUUGUGAACCGUGAUUCCUUCCAAACGAUUCGCUUUAGAGUACUAUGGCAAUGCAUGAUAUGAGUCGUGCCAAGGGUUUCCCCUGUAAAGAGUGUGAUAUGGUUUGCCCGAGUACUCCAAGUCUUCUAGAGCAUAUGAAAGCACAUUACCAGCAAGAAGAGAACGGACGUUUUGAGUGUGAACAGUGUGGCCGAAUUUACAAGCACGCAGCCAGCCUAGCUAAUCAUAAAAAGUCUCACGAAGUGGGUUCAUUCCAGUGUCCUGUUUGCACCCGAACCCUGCCCAACGCAGUAGCUUUGAAGAAUCACCUACGUAUCCAUACAUUGUCCCCCAGUAGUGCACACACAGAAGAAGAGAGUGAAGAAGUACCUGAAGAAGAGGUCCACGACGAGAGGGACUACGGCCUCGCCCAGGACCUGUCGGACGGGUUUGGGCGCUCUCAUUUGAAUAAUAGUGGUAUAGGACAUAGUGUGCUACAAAGUCACGAGACAGACGACCACGGAAAGAAAGGCUCCCCUGAAUCCGACAACGCUUGGGACAGACCGUUCAAGUGCGACCAGUGUGACAGAACUUACCGGCACCACGGUAGCCUUGUGAACCAUAAGAAGUGUCACCAACAAGGAACUUUUAAGUGCUCUGUGUGUUUUAAACAAUUUAGCAACCUGGCUGCCUUAAACAGCCACGAGCGAACUCACUCGAAGUUCAAGACUCCAGGGGCAUCCAUGGUGAGCAGCAGCAGUAGCAGCAGCAGCCUCCAUGACUCGGAGCGCAGCAGCGGCACCCAGUCAUCCCAAAGCGACAACACGGCCGCCUGUUUCUGCCACCUGUGUCAGGUAACGCUGCCGAGUAAGGCUGACUUCCAGGAGCACAUCCUGUUGCACAACUCGGCCACGCCCUCCCUCGGCCUGCCGAGAAGUUUCCCAGGAAUCAUGCCUCACAAUCUGAGUGCGGUUCGAUCCCCAACGUACACCCCAGCUCUGGGUGACCCUCUUCCCCUGCCACCCUUGCCCAGUGACAAAAGAGGUCCCUAUGACCCCAUAAUGGGCCCUCCAGUCAACAAUCCCAUCUAUACAUGUGCGUACUGUGGGGCAGGACACCCAGACUUGGAGACCCUGAAAGUCCACUAUCUGACCCACGAUCCCCACCCUGCCUCCCAUGGCCAGGAUAGCUCUAUCCUCAACUCAGACACACUAAGUUCUGGAUCUCAGGGCUCGGUGUCUUCUCCUGGAGGCCGUGUGCCCCAGGCCAAUUCUCCAGAUGAUGGAGAGCGUCGCUUUAAGUGCGGGGAGUGCGGCAAAAGCUACCGACAUGCAGGAAGCCUGGUCAACCACAAACGCUGCCAUCAGACGGGCCACUACCAGUGUACCAUCUGCUGUAAGCAGUACCCUCACUUGGCAGCGCUGCACAGCCACCUACGAAGCCACAAAGGGCGUCCCUCCAACCAGCCUAUUAAUAAUGACAGCAAUGACUGGCUAUCUCCAGAGCCUCUAACUCUGGACUCACUGCCAGGAAACCUCAGUGAUGCUGCCCACUUUGUACCAGAUGGCGGCCACAGCAGCGGGUUGGAUUCCCUUGAGUUCCACGACCGCUUUGACGGCAGCUCACUUUCCCAGAGCAACUCUGCUCACCGUCAGGCUGACAGACAUGUGUGUGCCGACUGCGGUGAGAUGUACGGGGAUGUAUCUGGCAUCAAGUCGCACAUGUGUCCCCGCCGUGGCCAGCAGCAGCCACAACAGCAGCAGGGCAACAUGUCCAACGGUUUUAUAGGGAACAUGAACUACCACAGCUCCAGUGGAACCUCACUGCCCACUGGAAGCUCUAGUAGCCUAAAGGAAGGCAGCAGCCAACGACAGUACUCCCAGAGUGGAGGCAAGAGAAUGGGGAACAAUGACAAGGAUGAUGAGGAUGAUGGAGAGGUAUAUCAGUGCUCGGUGUGCGGCAACCACUACGCCAGCCUCAGAGCUCUCAGGAGCCACCUGCGUAGCCACGCCAAUAACCCCACAGGGGCAGGACCCUCCAACCUGGAGCAGGAUUGGAGGAUGAUCUGCUCCACAUGUGGGCAGAGCUUCUCCAGGAAGCAGGACCUCCUGAAUCACCAGCUAGUCCAUGGCCCCCAGAGGCCAGAUGGCCAGCAACCAGGUAUUGGAGGCAGCUCAGCUAAUGGCAAUGACAAGAUGGAUGGGCGCAACCACAUUUGUGUUGACUGUGGCAUGUUUUUUGCUGACCGUCACCAUCUGAUCACACACCUGUGCCCUGGUAAGAAUCGGGCCAGCUCACUGAGCAAGCAGCAGGGCCUGAAUGGAGCCAAAGGGAUGUCUGGAGGAGAUGGCGUUGGUGGUGGAGUCGCUGGAGGAAGCCGUGAUGUUGGUGGCGAUGGACGGAGGCCAAUGGUUGACCAAAGUGACAAACCCCAUAAGUGUGACCAAUGUGGGCGAGGAUACAGACACCCCUGCUCCCUCCUUAACCACAAAAAGUCCCAUAAGACUGGUGUUUUCCGCUGCUUGGUGUGCCAGAAACGCUACUACAAUCUGCUGGCUCUCAAGAAUCACCAAAGGACCCACUUUGACUUGAAGAGGCACAAGUGUGAAGAAUGCGGCAAGGCCUUCAAGAUCCAAAAACAGCUGAUUAACCACCUCCGUCUCCAUGAAGAGCACCGGGCCAAAGGCCUUGUUCGAACUGGUCCCAAUGGUUCCCGCUUCCAGCAGCCUGGCCCGUCUCAAAUGCAGACUAUGAGAGGAGAGUCUUCGAAGGGUCAAGUAAUGGGUGUUAAAUACAGCCAUCAGGGGUUCAAAAAGCCCUACUCUUCAGCUGGAACUUCCAGGCCACAGAAGUUUGACCCAGCUGAAACUGGGCGGCGUCCUUUUGCCUGUGAAGAAUGUGGAAAGACAUACCGCCAUGCAGGCAGCCUGGCCAAUCACAAGAACCUCCACAAAAUUGGGGAGUACCACUGCAAUGUUUGCAACUCUACAUACCCCAACAGACUGGCUAUGAAAAACCACCUACGCCUCCACUUCGCUCAGAAGAAGCACAACUGCCAAGAGUGUGGCAAAGGCUUCCGCACUCAGAGGCAGCUAGCUACCCACACUACAGCCGGCCUGUGCAAAGGCCCACAGGGUCCUGGGGCCCAGAUGGAUUUUGAGUGCGAUGGCUGCUGUGAAGGCUUUGCCACGGCUGAUGAGCUUGCUGCCCACGACUGCCCAGCCCAGCACCUGCCUUCUUCCUCGUCUGCCAACAGCUCCACCAACAUCAGCAUGGAGAGAAGCUCCGUGGACCUGGACUCUGACGAGAGACCAUAUGCCUGUGACCUGUGCAGCUGUGCCUACAAGCAUGCAAGCUCCUUGCUGAACCACAAGCACACCCACAAGACAGGCAACUUCCGGUGCAACUUCUGUGACAAGCCCUACACCAACUACAUGGCUCUCCGCAACCACAUGCGCAUCCACACGCAACGGAAGAAGCACAUCUGCCACACGUGUGGGAAAGCCUUCCGGCUGGCCAGGUUCCUCCGCAACCACCAGAAGGUCCACGAGGAGGGCGCCACCCCUUUCGGCUGUCCCACCUGUGGGAAGAGUUUCCAGGGGAGAUCCGGUCUGGCCAGGCACCGCUGCGGGGACAACCAGGUAGGCAUGGAAGUCAGGAGGAAGGCCACUGCACCCACGGGAGAGGGCGAAGAGUGUCGGUACACAUGUGAUCAGUGCGGCCGCUCCUACCGCCAUGCCAGCUCCCUCCUCAACCACAAGAACACCCACACCGUCGGCAUCUACCACUGCGCUGUGUGCCUCAAGACCUACUCCAACCUGCUUGCCCUGAAGAACCACCGCCGUAUCCACUCUGAGACGCGGCGCCACCGUUGCCACGACUGCGGCAAAGCCUUCCGUGUUUCCUCCCAGCUCUACAACCACCGACGCGUCCACCAGAAGCAGCGGGAGCUGACCUGCCGGUCCUGCCAGCGCGCCUUCCCCACGCAGGCCAGCUUCAGGCUCCACAUGGAGAUCACCCACGGCCAGGCACCACAGCCUCGCCAGCCCAGAUCCCAGCAGCCCCGACCGGGGGGCUCCCAGGAGCUGGGCUGGGGGUCAGGCCUGGACCACACCUUGAUGCAAGAGCAAGGACUCAACCCCAACAGCAUGGCCAGAGCCCGCACCCGUGGGGGCAACAGUGAGGUCCUCAAAUCCCAUGUCUGUGACCAGUGUGGGCGGUCUUACCGCCACGCCAGCUCCCUGCUCAACCACAAAAACAGCCACAAGACCGGGACCUACUUCUGCAACUCCUGCCAGAAGGAGUUCCCCAACCUGAUGUCACUAAAGAACCAUCGGCGGAUCCACACCGAGCCCAAACGCUACCAGUGCCCCGACUGCGGCAAGUCGUUCCGUGUCUCAACCCAACUCAUCUGCCACCGCCGCAUCCACACCAAGGAGAAGCCGUUCUCCUGCCAGCAGUGUGACAAGCGCUUCUCCUCCAAGUCCAACCUGAGGCACCACAUGAAGGUGCACUGGAGCAGCUCGACGGCGCCCCCUCCCAUGGCCAUGGGUGCGCCCAACUUCCUGGAUCUCAGCCCGGUGGGUUCGACGAGCAGCUCCAAGAGCUAUGUCUGCAACCAGUGUGGGCGGUCUUACCGCCACGCCAGCUCCCUGCUCAACCACAAGAACAGCCACAAGACCGGGACCUACUUCUGCAACUCCUGCCAGAAGGAGUUCCCCAACCUGAUGUCCCUGAAGAACCACCGGCGGAUCCACACCGAGCCCAAACGCUACCAGUGCCCUGACUGCGGCAAGUCUUUCCGGGUGUCCACAGCGCUCAUCUGCCACCGCCGAAUCCACACCAAGGAGAAGCCAUUCUCCUGCCAGCAGUGUGACAAGUGCUUCUCAUCCAGGUCCAACCUGAGGCACCACAUGAAGGUGCACUGGAAACGUCCGCCGCUGUCCAGGGGAACACCGUCCGCCUUCCUCACCGUCCCCUCCAGACCUUUCCUUUAAAUGUCCGACCUCGCUGUUCUGACAUGUUGUCCUGAAGUGGUCCGGACCAGCAGAAAGACCUCAUAAAGGACCACAACCCCCGGGCCACAUUGUGUCUGAAGAAAACUGCAGCAAGGUGUUGCUUAAACGAAAGGUCUGAAUCUUAUAAGUAGCUGAAUACCUGAAACUAACUACUGAAUACUUCAUGUUGACAUUUAAAGUACAGUUCUUCUUUUUCUUGCCGAGUUAGAUGUUCAGAUUGAUUCCUCUCACAUGUCUGUUCACUAAAUAUGAAGCUAAAGCUAGCAGCAGGUUAGCUGAGCUUAGCAUUAAGACUGGAAACAGGGCAAACAGCUAGCCUAGCUCUGUUUCCCCAUGUUUCUAGUCUUAAUGCUAAGCUAAGCUAAGUAUUUAGCUUAGCUUAGCAUUAAGACUUGUAAGUGGAAUCAACAAACAUCUACUUCUAACAUUCCAACAUUCUGUAAGAAAGCAAAUAAGCUUAUUUCCCACAAUGUGAAUGAUUUUUCUCCAGGUUCACAAAUUGUGAUUUAAAAACUUCAAAUGUCUUUCUUGGAUCAUGUGACUGGAAAAACAUAUCCUGAUAGGACACAGCAGGUCUGAUUGAUUAUCCUUAGCAGCUCAAAUGUUAAAGUUGGAAUUUUUCAUCUUGAAUUUUGGCACCUGAAAUUUGAGUAGUUUGAGAUUUGUGAUGUUUUGACUUUUUGGAUCCAAAAAUGAUCAAAUUUAAAAUUUUUGAAAUGUUGAAUUUGAGUAACUUUACCAUUAUGAGUUUGUGAACCCUUAAAAUUUGAAUAAAAUAAACUUGCAAUGAAACUUGAAAUGCCUAAAUUCAGAAAAAGUGAAAUGUUUAAAUUCUAUAAAUUUCUAAAUGAAGUUUUCAGUAGUGAUUAAAUUUAACAAUUCAGUUUCUUAUAAGUUUCAAAUCCUUCCGGCCUUUUUUUGCUUCCAUAUUGCUCAAACAGAUGACCCCUUGCCAUAUUUCCUCUCCGUUGAAAACAAACAUGACACCUGGAAACUAAAGCUCUCUCUUCAUGAAAAACUGAAAUAUUGUGUUUUCUCACUGACUUCUUGAAACUCUCAGUUUCUUUCCAUUGAUGGUAAAAAGUACUCAAAGA